Doryrhamphus excisus (bluestripe pipefish) is the source of this 2037-nucleotide messenger RNA. RefSeq names its product peptidase, mitochondrial processing subunit alpha (gene pmpca). Gene Ontology annotation, cellular component: mitochondrion. Gene Ontology annotation, molecular function: metalloendopeptidase activity; metal ion binding. The record is from RefSeq and is a predicted model, not a curated record. Lineage: Eukaryota; Metazoa; Chordata; Actinopteri; Syngnathiformes; Syngnathidae.
GUCACACCGGAAGUCCUAGAGUAAAAUUUUCCGGUGGAGUUCCGGAUAAGGUCAAUUCAAGAUGGCGGCUCACAUGUCCCGGUGCAGAACCUGGAGUCGUGUUCAAAGGUUUGGAAUAGCAGCAUACCGGAAGUACAGCAGCAGCGGCGGAGGAUACCCAAACAUCUCUCUGUCUUCCCCACUGCCUGGCAUCCCUAAGCCCGUCUUUGCAUCCGUGGACGGGCAGGAAAAGUACGAAACUAGAAUCACCACCUUAGAAAAUGGCCUCAAAGUCGCCUCACAAAACAAGUUCGGCCAAUUCUGCACAGUUGGGAUAUUAGUCAACUCUGGAUCCAGACAUGAAGCAAAAUACCCGAGUGGGAUCGCUCACUUUAUGGAAAAACUUGCUUUUUCUUCCACAGCUCAGUACGGGAGUAAAGAUGAGAUUCUGUUGACAUUGGAGAAACACGGCGGGAUAUGCGACUGCCAAACAUCAAGAGACACCACCAUGUACGCGGUGUCGGCCGAAGUCAAGGGCCUGGACACGGUGGUCAGUCUCCUCGCGGACGCCGUCCUGCAGCCCCGCCUACUUGACGAGGAAAUCGAGAUGACGAGGAUGGCGGUUCGUUUCGAGCUGGAAGAUUUGAGCAUGCGGCCUGACCCUGAGCCUUUACUCACAGAGAUGAUCCACGCCGCUGCAUAUCGAGGCAACACGGUGGGGCUGCCUCGUUUCUGUCCCGCGGACAACGUGGACAGGAUCGACAAGAAGGUGCUGCACUGCUACCUCGCCAGCUACUACUGCCCUGAGCGCAUGGUGCUGGCGGGCGUGGGCAUCGAACACGAGCAGCUGGUGGAGUGCGCUCGCAAGUACCUGCUGGGAGUGAAGCCCGUGUGGGGGGAGGGCACGGCAGCCAACGUGGACCUCUCCGUGGCACAGUACACGGGAGGCAUUGUCAAGAUGGAGAAGGACAUGUCCGACGUGAGCUUGGGCCCCACCCCCAUCCCGGAGCUGACACACAUCAUGAUCGGCCUGGAGAGCUGCUCCUUCCUGGAGGACGACUUCAUCCCGUUUGCUGUCCUCAACAUGAUGAUGGGCGGAGGGGGCUCCUUCUCUGCAGGAGGACCCGGGAAAGGCAUGUUCACGCGUCUCUACCUCAACGUGCUCAACAGGCAUCACUGGAUGUACAACGCCACGUCCUACCAUCACAGCUACGAGGACAGCGGCCUGCUGUGCAUCCACGCCAGCGCAGACCCCAGACAGGUUCGGGAGAUGGUGGAGAUAAUAACACGAGAAUUCAUCCAGAUGGCGGGAAAUGCCGGGGAGACGGAGCUGGAGCGAGCCAAGACGCAGCUCAAGUCCAUGCUGAUGAUGAACCUGGAGGCGAGGCCCGUUAUUUUCGAGGACGUGGGCCGCCAGGUUCUGUCCACGGGCAAGCGGAAGCUGCCCCAUGAACUCUGUGCACUAAUCAGCGACGUGAAAGCGAGCGACAUCAAGAGGGUGACCGCCAAGAUGAUGCGCAGCAAGCCGGCCGUAGCGGCGUUGGGAGACCUGACAGAGAUGCCGUCUUAUGAACACAUCCAGGCUGCCCUGUCCAGUAAGGACGGACGGCUGCCUCGGAUGUACCGCCUCUUCCGAUAAAGACGCCGCGUGGACAUCCGUGACGUCGGUGUAAAUACAAAACACACACAAACAAGGACCUCAACGUUACGCUAGUUCUGCCUCCUGACACUGAACUCUGCUCUCUCUGGGAGGGGGGACUAAUACCUGGGCCUGUUUAUAGAAAGGACACGUCAUACUCUACAGUAUUCACCUGUGUCAACACAGUACCUGUAUUUAUUCUUGCUUUGCUGCUUUACUUCAGCAUGUUCCCUCUUUUUUUUUUUAAAGGACUCCACAACACAAAGUAUUGAUUUGCUUUCCAAGAUGUCCUUCCAGAUGGUAAUAAUAAGGAUACAUAAUAAGAUCAACAAAACUAGCAGUAAUAAUCAUGCAGUGUGAUUUUCAAAAUGUAACACUUCAGACACUGAUUUAACAUUUCAAUAAAGAACAUUUUGUAU